UCCGAGGCCGAAAGAGACAUCUCGGCGAGCCGUGUCCAGACGCUUCUUCAACCCAGACAGUCAGCGACCUUGGGCCGGAUUGACUGUACCACACCUCGAGACUGCGCCGCUUUUGGACUGCUGAUUUGGGCUAAGGCUAGAUUGGGGACUGCACAAAAGGAGUGAUUUGAACUACGAGCAUCGGACUCGAACGUCCAGCUGCACACGUCAUGGUUGGGAAGAAGUCUGGGCGGGCCCAGCUCAGGGAGGAGGGCCUCGCGCGGACGGAUAACAACCUCGACCUGACAACAUGGCCCCAGGUGAACAUGAUCAACCAGAAGAACUAUUACACCGAAUUCCUGAAGCGCGACGAGCAAUACCUCGCGGUCCGAUACCCACAAGAAGAAGAGCGCGCGCGCAUGGUACGAGAGGCUCGAGACAAGGAUCGCGCGCUGGCUCAAGGAGUAUCUACAGAGACAACGGCUGAAGAGGGGGCGGAUGAGGCUGGCAUGUCAUACUCUAGGGAUGACCCAUCCAGACUCGUCGUUCUCCACGUUGGGAGCCAGAACUUGAGAAUUGGACUGGGUACGGAUGCCUUGCCCAAAUCAAUACCCAUGGUCAUAGCGCGAAGGUGGCAGGAGAACGAGUCCGAGGAGAACGACGGCGAACCGAGCCCCAAGCGGAUGAAGAUAGACGGAGCGGUGCCCGCGGAUGCUCUCCCGGAGAAGUGGUUUGGAGACGAUUUUGCGGAUCAGUACAUGGCCAUGUCCUCCGAGUUAAGAACGAGAAUGCGGUCAAAUAAGCGACGAGUAUUGCCCAAUUCCAAGGACCUUGUCACCAACUUCAACCGCCGCACACCGCCGGAGGUUAUAAGCGAGCACAACGACGUGAACAGGAUUGAAUGGACCGAGCUUCCAAGGGACCCCAAGAAAGCCCCCGAAUACGUUACCGGGCAUGAAGCCCUUCGAAUACCGGAGAAGUCGAAUCCUAGGUAUAAGCUCUUUUGGCCGAUACGCAAUGGAACGUUCAACGAAAGAGACUACACCAAUCGGAACCAGUUGUACCACGACAUAUCGAAGAUCUUCGAGGAAGCCUUCCGAACCCAGCUUGGGAUUACGAAACUGAAGGAGCUCGCCAAUUACAAGUGUGUGUUCAUUAUUCCCGACCUCUACGAGCGCGUCUAUGUGACUAUGAUGCUGGACAUCCUGAUCCGGGAUCUUGGCCUUGGAAAGGUCUGCUUGCAGCAGGAAAGCCUUUCUGCGACGUUUGGGGCCGGAUACGGCAUUGCCUGUGUCGUUGAUAUUGGAGCACAGAAGACAUCCAUCUGCUGCGUGGACGAAGGGCUGUGCAUCGAAGAUUCGCGCGUCAACCUGAAGAUGGGAGGGGCGGAUGUAACGGAGACGUUCAUCAAGAUGAUGCUCUACGGCCAUUUCCCGUACUCGGAUAUGAACCUGAAGCGGAGAUACGACUUCUUGCUCGCUGAGGAGCUCAAGCAGAAGUUCUGCUCGAUGGACGAAGGUUCGGUCACGGUGCAGACGUGGGACUUCCAUUUGCGAGCCUCGGGACAGGAUACGAGGAAAUACACCUUCAAGACCUACGACGAGACUAUGCUCUCUGCGAUGGGUCUGUUCAAGCCAUCAAUAUUUGAUCACUCGCGGAAGUUGGAGGGCCGUCGAAAGGUUGUUCCCCGCUCCGUAGAUCUUUACGACGGAUCUCCCAACGAUCCUAUUUCCCAAGCCCAGAUCACUGUCUUGGACACCGCUGGCGGCAAAUCUGCUUCCGUCAACGGCACUCAAGAGCCUGGAGGCACACCGGCCGUGCAGUCAACGCCACAACGGGCCCAGCCAUUCAAUCUCCUCAGCCGCCUCAACGAGAACGAGAACACGCCCCGCUCCUCCGUAGCAGGAUCCCCUGCGCCCGAAGGCACCGGAACACCCAACCCAGACCGCGACACGCCGAUGGGCGACGCCGACCAACCCCUCGUCUUCCGCGACCCCGUCCUCGAAAAGACCAAGCUCGCCGACGAGCGCGACAAAAUCGUCCCCGUCAUGCCACUUGACCAAGCCGUCCUCGAGUCCGUCACGCAAGGCGCGCGCGGCGACGAUCGCAAGCUACGCGACUUCCUCGGCGGCAUUAUGCUCAUCGGCGGCGGCAGUAAGACUCCCGGCCUCGGUGCCUUUCUCGAGACGCGACUUCGCGAGCUGAGGCCGUACUACGGAAAGGAGAUUUUGGUCGGACCGCCGCCGAGGGAGUUCGAUCCGCAGGUGGUGAUCUGGAAGGGCGGGAGCGUGUUUGGGAGACUGAGUCCUGCAGGGAAUGAUAGUUGGAUUAGUAAGACGGAGUAUGAUAUUCUGGGGAGUCGGCUAUUGAAUAACAAGUGUAUGUUUGCUUGGUAGAUUGGAGGGGGGAAGGCAGGUAUUUCGAGGAGGACGGUUGUGAGGGGAGACGCGGGAGGCUGCGGGAUGCGCCGGAUACUGAUAGUGGGCCAACUGCCGGCUGCUACCUAUGCGAUGCAAUAGAAUCCUAUUCUUUCGUGCACGGGA
This is a messenger RNA of Trematosphaeria pertusa, 2522 nucleotides long. Its product is annotated as actin-like ATPase domain-containing protein. Lineage: Eukaryota; Fungi; Ascomycota; Dothideomycetes; Pleosporales; Trematosphaeriaceae. The coding region runs from base 210 to 2375 and encodes 721 amino acids. The transcript has 3 exons. Gene Ontology annotation, cellular component: Ino80 complex. Gene Ontology annotation, biological process: regulation of DNA-templated transcription; double-strand break repair. The record is from RefSeq and is a predicted model, not a curated record.